Molecule: messenger RNA, 5045 nt
Organism: Clupea harengus (Atlantic herring)
Lineage: Eukaryota; Metazoa; Chordata; Actinopteri; Clupeiformes; Clupeidae
Gene: ints8
Product: integrator complex subunit 8
Exons: 28
Coding region: 1965-4955 (996 amino acids)
Biological process (GO): snRNA 3'-end processing
Cellular component (GO): integrator complex
Molecular function (GO): protein binding
Source: RefSeq, a predicted model, not a curated record
GGUGGGUUUGUGUGUUGGUUGGGUGGGUGGUCGGCUGGAGCGGGCUUAUGAUCCACAAUCAUCAUUGUUUUUCAGUAUAGAGAUUCUUUUCCUCAUCCAUUCUCCUAUGAUGUUUGUGUUUGAGGUUUUCACACACAGAGGAAAGAGUAGUCACGGCACCUGACAGAUUGUGACCCCGGUGGUAACUGUCCCCAUCAUGGGGUUAACCUCCCUCAUUAGUGUGCCUGGUCUCCAUGGGGGCAGUGACCUAUGACCCCCUGUGAUUUCUGUGAGCGAGCCUUAUGGAGAGAUGAACUGCUCCUGUUGCUCCUGUUAAGCAUCGUUUGUAUUUAUGUUCAUGUGUGCCCGCGUGUGCCUUGCUCCCUCUGUAUGUCUCUCUCAGUGUCUUCGUGUCUCUCUGUGUGUGUGUGUGUAUCUGUGUGUCUGUAUGUCUCUGUGUGUGUGUGUGUGUGUGUGUGUGUGUGUGUCUGUCUGUGGGUCUAAGUAAAGUGGAGGGGAAACCCCUCUCAGAUUGCCUAAUUGAGUAGCUCAGACAGGCUCUGAGGCUGCUCGCUCUUGCAGAUUACCAUGCCUAAUGUGUGAGUGUGUGUGAGUGAAAUUUUAAGUACAUUACAUUGCACAAAGCAACACUCACAACACGGUAUGGACAUCCCCUCUUAAUUGGCUAACAACUCUGUCUGUAACUCUUUCCACGGUUGUAUUGUAUUGGUUUUGGAGAGUAUGUUUGUGUAUAAGCAUCCGAGGAGUAAAGGCUUUAAGUCCAGAUAUUUAUUGUAUACCAUGCGUGUUAAACCAAGGGUAGCGGAACACUCCAGGUAUUGGAAUGGUGUAUCCGGAAUGUUGCAUCUCCUGCCAGUCAAGUGAUAUUUUAGUAGUGGUCCCACUGAAACUAGGCCUCUGGGAAGAUAACUUAAGAUAAUACAUGUUAUAGAGACAGAAACUAGCAGCCAUAUUAUUGGCCAGUACACCCAUAUUUCUCCAUUGUCUGCAUCCUCUGCCCAAAGCACACCAAUGAAUUAAUAGGCAGCCUUUUAUGAUACCUGGAAAGCUACAUUAGCUGUUUGUUAGCGCUGGGGUAACCCAUCUGUAGGAGUUUAUUAUAGUUCAAGCAGUUCUGAUUCCGUUGAAUCAUGAGUUCUGGUUUUAAAGUGUGAGAUGUUGCAGUAUGUCAGGGAGACAGUCUUUCAUACAUGGAGUAUGUGUUGCUUUUGUACGGUUCUAUGAGUCUUGAGGAGGAUAUCAUUAUGAUGAAUAUGAGGGGGAAAUACAGUUGACAAUGUUGCUGCCAGAGAACUCUGAGAAAUUUAUGCCAUGGCCUUUAUUCAUGUUAAAUGUGUCAUGAACAUGUUUGUAAGUCUGUUCAAUGAAGACAUACACAAUAAAAGGUAAAAAAUACAUUUCUCAAUACUGGACAAUGAAUCAAUAAAGUUGAUCUGUCAUUUUCUGUGACCCUGUUGUGUGUCCCAGGAUGUAGAAGGGUUUGUGAAAUGUUUUACUCGAAUGAUGGAUGUCACAUAGGGGAAAGGUGAGAUUAAUGUAAUACACAUGAUAAUACAAUAACGCAACAUCGAGUUCAACAAUUAAUUGUACUUUGUCUUUUCUGAAAUUAUUUAAUCAAUGAAUAGACUAGCGAGACAAUAGUGUAUGACACUGGACUAGAGACGACUUUAUGUACUGCGAUUGUAGGAUUUAGGCAAUAUGUUACUGUAAAGUUGCGUAGAAUUUACGCAGCAAGGUUGUUUAAAAGCGAAAGCUGUGACCCGGAUGUAGUAUUAUACAGAAGACUUUCUGAAAUAAAUAAGCAUACCAGUUGGAAAGCUAUGCAAGUGAAAAAUCAAUGCAUUUGAUAAAACUGUUGAUUGUGAAACUGCACACUGUAUCUCUGUUAACCCUUCAAUAAAAUAGGACACUUACAUUAAUCUACUUGCCGUCAAAUUAUUUAAACGCUUAAACACGUCAAGAAGAUGAGUGCCGAGGCCGCAGACCGGGAGGCGGUCACUGGCAGCAGACCCUCCACACCACCGCUGACCUCCUGGUUCGAGUUCAUUUUGGACUUGGAGUUGUUGGAGAAAUAUUUGCAAAAACCCAAUCCAGACCCGUCACCAGUGCAGCUUGUUAUUCAGUUCUUAGAGCAGGCCUCCAAGCCAUCGGUGAAUGAACAGAACCAGGUUCAACCACCAAUAGAUAACCGCAGGAACCGGACCCUCAAGCUUCUGGCCCUGAAAGUGUCUGCUCACCUGAAAUGGGACCUGGACGUGCUGGAGAAGGGGCUGACCAUCCCUGUGCUGAACAUGCUACUGAAUGAACUCCUGUGCGUCAGCAAAGUUCCUCCUGGUGUCAAGCAUGUGGAUUUGGUUCUGACCACACUGCCUCCCACUACCGCCAUGGCUGUCAUCAUAUACAACCGCUGGGCCAUUCGAACGAUUGUGCUGAGCAGCUUUCCUGAGAAACAGACGAAGCCAGGGCCUCAUCAGAUGAACAUGAUGAAUAUUGUGCAGCAGGAAAAGGAAUUGACAGAAAACAUUUUGAAUGUGCUGAAGGAGCAGGCCUCUGACUCCAUCAUGGUUCUGGAGGGGCUUCUGGCCAUGAAGAAGGACUUCUACGUCCACACGCUCCGCACGCUGGACCUGCUGGCAGCUGACCCGUCCACAGCCAACGGGGAGACGGAGUCCUCCACCGCAGGCCUGCGCAUCAGCGACGACGAGCUGCACUGUCAGGUUCAUUAUGAUUUGGGGGCCAUCUUCUUCCAGCAAGGCGGCUCUGACCCGUCGGCCUAUGAGAAGUCCAGAGAGCACUUCAGAAGAGCCAAGGAGCUCUACACAAAGCUGGACUCCGGGGCACUGCACUGCCACCUGGAUGAGAAGAGACUGGCGGGCUACUGGAGCGCCUGCAGAGCCGUGACUGGAGCCUCCGACCCCUCAGACACACAGCUCACUCCCUACGGCCAGAUCAACAGCUUCAUCCGCUCACACAACCACCAGGCCCUGGUGGAGGCCUUCAUGAAGGACAACGUGCAGCUCAGUCUGCCCAACAGCUUCAGACACUCGGUGCUGCUGGAGUUCCAGCACAAGGUCCAGCUGGGGGACCGGACGCUGGACGAGGUGUGUCAUAAGCUGUGUGUGUGUAACGCGGUGCGGGACGCUCUGGAGGGCCAGGUGCUGAGUGUGAGCUACCAGCAGCUCCUGCUCAAACCCAGCAAACGCACCAUCAGCUUCCUGCUAGAGGUUUGCAGCAAAUCACUGGAGAAGGACCGUGUGUCUGACGCUGCCAAGAGAAAUAUGGGCAUUUUCCUCAAGAGCCUGUGCGAGGGCCUGGAGGAGGUGCCUCUGGCCUACAUGGUCUCCUCCCACCGGAGCUUCAUGGAGCUGCUGCUCGACGAGGAGAAGAAGGCCCUCCUGGAGCACCUGCGGAAGCGCUCGGCCACCGUCAACCUCAGCGCCAAACCCCUGCCCUCCUUCUACGACAACCCAGCAUCUGCGAAUGUAAGCAUCGGGCAGCUGGAGCAGCAGCUGGUUCUGUCUCUGGACCCGCGGCGGAUCCGCCAGAUCCUCCUGGAGCUGCACGGCCUGGCAGAACGCCCCUUCUGGAGGGUCAACAGCAAGUGGGAAGUCCCUGUAGAUUACAUCAAUGUGAUCCUGGCCACCAAAGACAACCUGACCCGUGACCUGGUGUACAUCCUCAUGGCUAAAGGACUCCACUGCAUCACCCUGAAGGACUUUGGCCAUGCGCGGCAGCUGUUCUCGGCGUGCCUGGAGCUGGUGACGGAGUUCUCGCCGAAACUGCGUCAGGUGAUGCUGAACGAGAUGCUGCUGCUGGAGGUGCGCGCUCACGAGGCCGCCGCCGCCCAGGGCUCCACGGACAAGCCCACGCCCGACCUGGUCAGCCGCGUCAGGGGCUACCUGGAGAUGAGGAUACACGACCUCCCUUUGCGCCAGAUAGUGGGGGAGGAGUGUGCGGCCUUCAUGCUGAACUGGAGGGAGAACGAGUACCUGACACUGCAGGUGCCCUCCGCACUGGUGCAGAACAACCCCUACAUCAAGCUGGGGCAGCUGCUGGCGUCCAUCUGUAAGGAGCUGCCGGGGCCGAAGGAGAGCCGCCGCCUGGCCAAGGAGCUGUGGGAGCUGGUGGUGCUGGUCUGCAGCGUCUCCACCCAGCACAAGCGCGCCAACGACGGACGCCUCAGCCUCAUCAAACACAGGGAGUCCUCGCUCGGCAUCAUGCCCAGGAACAAAUUCAUCACCUUCAUCAAGAAGCUGCGGGAGCCCCUAGUUCUGACCACUCUCAUCUCGCUGUUUGUGCGACUGCACAGCCUAGUACGGGAUGAUAUAGUUAAUGAAGUGACAGCUGAGCAUCUGGCCAUCUGGCCCUCCACUCUGGCUAACAUGCAGGCGGUGGAUGUGGAGGCCGUGGCCGUGACCGUCAAAGAGCUUGUGACCUACGCCCUGACCCUCAACCCCAACAACCAGUCCUGGCUCAUCACGCAAGCAGAUAUCUACUUCGUUACAGGACAGCAUUCUGCCGCCAUGCACUACUACCUGCAGGCGGGGGCGGUGUCCUCAGACUUCUUCACGAAGGCUGUUCCCCCUGAAGUCUACACCGACCAGGUCCUGAAGAGAAUGAUCAAGUGUUGCUCCUUGCUCAACUGCCACACUCAGGUGGCUGUGCUGUGCCAGUUCCUCCGGGAGGUGGACUACAUGACUGCAUUUAAAGCGCUGCAGGAGCAGAGCGGUCAUGACGGAAUGGACUCGUACUACGACUACAUCUGGGACGUGACCAUCCUGGAGUAUCUCACACACAUCCAUCAGAAGAGAGGCGAGGCGGAUAAAAGACAAGUGGCUAUCAAAGCGAUCGGCCAGUCGGAACUGAAUGCCAGUAACCCAGAGGACGUGCUCCAGCUCGCCGCUCAGAAGAGAAAGAAGAAGUUUCUUCAGGCCAUGGCCAAGCUGUACUUCUAGCUCAAAACACACCACAGUUUUGUACAUCAGCACCGUUUUUUUUACUUCUCAUUCAGCAUGAGAAAAUAAACAUUUUUUUUUAUAAAUACA